AUGGCGUCGGACAAAGGCGUUAGCGCCCCUCCUUCUUUCUUUGAAGCCACAAAGAUUGAGCAGCUGAGCUCUCACGCGUAUCAAGUUAACCUCAGCAAAGCCUUCUCUGUCGGUACAGUCCCCAAUGGCGGUUACACAUCUGCAUGUAUGCUCGCAGCAGCGAAGAUCCACCUUGGUUCACGUGACCAGCCCGAUACAUUGACUGCACAUUUCGAGUUUCCAAACCGAGCGUCAAUUGGGUCUGCCAUUCUCAUAAUCGAGGAUGUCAAGCUUGGUCAGCAAAUCUCCACCCUCCACCUAACACUCUGGCAGGUUGGCCUCCUUUCUCAAGCGCCAUGGGUCGAUCAAUUCGUGUCACGACGGGUGGUGCUUGCCUACACCACUCACACAAAUCUACGCACAUUCCCUGGCAUCUCAAUGCCCACAGGUUAUGAAGUAACGCAAGCUGCUGAACUCCCAUCCGUAUCUGAUUUCGAGGCUUUGAAGACCAAUGGCGCCGACGAAGUUUGGGUAAAGUCGGAACUACCGAAGCUAUACGCGACUAUGAUGCCAUCACUGGCCAAUUGGCAGUUUUACAUCCCUCGCAAAGAACCGUUAAGCCCCGGGGUGCUGGACAUGUGGAUCCGGCUGACUAGCGGUGAACCCAUCACUCAAAGCACAUUGGCAUACGUGGUAGAUUCAUUCCCAUACAACAUACACACUUUCUUGGCGGCCCCGGCACUGCGUGAGCUUCUGAAUGCGCCCCCUGAGCGGUCUGACGAUUCUGAUGUGAAGGAAAUCCGGGGAAAAGAUCAGCGGCGCUCUGAGAUGUGGUUUCCGACUGUCGUGAUGAAUAUGGAGGUGAAGAUGACUCUUCCGGACGAAGGAAUUGAGUGGUUGGCUGUUAGAGUGUCGUCAAAGCAAAUCAAAGAUGGAAAGUUCGAUCUCGAGGUUCUUGUGCGAGAUGCUAAUGGGGACAUCAUCACAUUGAGUCACCAUGUUGCGAUGAUUCUCAACAUUGUGCGAAAUACUAGGAAGAAGGGAAAGUCUAAGGCUUCCUUGUAA
Penicillium angulare is the source of this 1044-nucleotide messenger RNA. RefSeq names its product thioesterase family protein. Lineage: Eukaryota; Fungi; Ascomycota; Eurotiomycetes; Eurotiales; Aspergillaceae. Bases 1 to 1044 code for a protein of 347 amino acids. The record is from RefSeq and is a predicted model, not a curated record. The transcript is spliced from 2 exons.